GUAUGAGCAGGUGCAGCCCUCUAAGUUCUCCUAGGGGGGGGCUAAAUGUGUCACUCUGGCCUUCCGUAGUUGCACACCCAUGCUCUAAAGGAUAAGAGGCCUGACCAAUAGCUUCUUGAACUGUAAUAUUGUUGGUCUUUCUGGAUCUUUCAGCAGCACCUAACACCGUUUACCAUGAUAUCCUUCUAGAUCAUUUGGCUGAUAUGAGGUUUGAGGGUAUUGCUUGCAAUCUUUUCUUGCUGAACGUUCCCAGAAGGUGGUGUUGGGGGACUGUUAUUCAGCCUUUUGCCCAUUGGCCUGUGGUGUUCUAAUUGUGUCAAUACUGUCCCUUUUAUUUUUCAGCAUAUACAUGAAGCCACUGGGAGAAGUCAUUUGGAAUUUUGAGGAUGGGUUUAAUUAAUAUGCUGAUGAUAUCUAGCUCUGUCUCUCUUUUUCAACGGAUGCCAGGGAGGCCGUGGUAGUACUUAAUAUUGUCUGGAGGACUGGAUGUGAAUGAGUAGAUGGAGGCUUAAUCCAGACAAAACAGAAGUGUUGAUUGUCAGUAGGAAAACCAACCUGGGAUUGGAAUCACAACCUAUUCUGCAAGGGGCUACAUUCCCUCUGAAAGAUCAGGUCUAUAGCUUAGGAGUGCUCUGGCAUCCAGUAUUCCUCCUGGAAAGCCAGGCUUAUGCAGGAGUGCCUUUGCCCAACUUUGGCAGGUGUGCCGUUUCCUAGGGAAGAUAGAUGUGGCCACAGUAGUUCGUGUCUUAGUUACUUCCCAAGUAGAUUACAGCACGCCCACACCAACUAAGGACUUUGCCAUCCGUGGAUCUGAGCUUCUGCAGAUGGCAAGCCCUGGCUUUUUCAGUGGGCAUGCGUACACAUGGCUGUAGGUGCAGGCAUGAAUGCAUUCCCAUUGAAAAGAACGGGACUUAAGGUCCCACAUUUUUUUGCUAUUCGCAGAGGGGUCAGGAGGUCCCAUAAUGGAGCCUCUGUGGAUAGGAAGUGACUACUGAAAAGCAAUGGGUUCUAUGUGGAGGUGCCUUAAAAAGUGUUCAGAAGCUGCAGCUAGCGCAAAAUAUAGCAGCCAGACUGGUGUCAGGUGUAUAUUUCAGAGACCAUAUAGCAUUGGUCUUGCAAGAACUGUACUGGCUUCCAAUUUGGUUGAGCUCAAUUCAAGGUGCUGAUGUUGACCUACAAACCCUAAAUGACUUGGGUCCAAGAUAUCUGAAAGACUGCUUCCUCCCAUAUGAGCCUGCCAGAAAUUAGAGAUCUUCAGAAGAGGCCUUGUGUGUCUCAAUGCCUUGUGAAGUUUGGUUGGUUGGUGCACCUAACAGGUUUUUUUUCCCUCCUAUAGUAGCACCUCAACUGUGAAACUCCUUACCCAAGGAAAUUUGGCUGGCCCUAUCUCUUUUAAGCUCAGUCAAAACAGUGCUAUUCCACAUGGAAUUCAGUGUCUGAAACUGCUGUUUUAACCAUUUUAAAAUUGGAUUGUUUGCAGGAGUUUUUAAAUAUCAUUUUAAUGUGUUUUUAAUCAUUUUUUUUUAAAUCUCUGUAUUCUUUCAAUUGUUUUUGGGCUGGGAGGUGAUACAAAAAUACUUUGUAAAAUAAUAAUAAUCUAGAUGUCUCCUAUAAGCUUUUUUUUUUUUUUUAGAAAGCAGUAUUUAAUUGCAAAAGGUCCCAGGACAUUAUUAAAAAAAAUUAAUCUCCGUUCCAUGUCCCCUUCCUAUCCAUGUACCCUACUGUCUGUGAUCCACAGUUUUGACUGCCCACAGAUUGCAAAACCCCAUAUUAUUCAACGUGGAGUCUAGUGGCUUCAGUGUCAGUGAUGUAGAAACUUGAAUCCUUCUGUUUUCAUCCAAAACUGAAAGAAGAUUUUCCUUCAGUUGUUUGAAGUUCCACCAAGUGAAAAGAGUGAUGACCAUCCUUUUCCUUACUAUGGUUAUUUCAUACUUCAGUUGCAUGAAAGCUGCCCCAAUGAAAGAAGUUAGCCUCAGAGGACAAGGCAGCUUGGCUUAUCCCAGUCUUCGGACACAGGGAAAUUUGGAGGACCUAGGUGGGCCCAAUGAUGCCACAAGAGGAUUGACAUCUUUGGCAGACACUUUUGAACAUGUCAUAGAGGAACUCCUGGAUGAGCAGCAGGCCAUCCAGCCCAGCAAGGAAAACAAGGAUGCAGACUUGUACUCGUCUCGGGUUAUGCUAAGCAGUCAAGUGCCUUUGGAGCCUCCACUGCUCUUUCUGCUUGAGGAGUAUAAAAAUUACUUGGAUGCUGCAAACAUGUCCAUGAGGGUCCGGCGCCACUCUGAUCCUGCUCGCCGUGGAGAGCUGAGUGUGUGUGACAGUACUAGUGAGUGGGUAACAGCGGCCGAGAAAAAGACUGCGGUGGACAUGUCAGGGGCAACGGUUACCGUCCUGGAAAAAGUACCAGUACCCAAAGGCCAACUGAAGCAAUAUUUUUAUGAGACCAAAUGCAACUCAAAGGGAUAUACGAAAGAGGGCUGCAGAGGCAUAGACAAGAGGUACUGGAAUUCCCAGUGCCGAACUACCCAGUCUUAUGUGCGAGCUCUCACCAUGGAUAACAAAAAAAGAGUUGGAUGGCGAUUUAUAAGAAUAGACACUUCCUGUGUGUGUACACUGACCAUAAAAAGGGGAAGAUAGUGGGUUCAUGCUGUAUAGAUUAUAUUGAGACAAAAAAUUAUCUAUUUGUAUAUAUACAUAACAGGGUAAAUUAUUCAGUAAGAAAGAAAAUAAUUUUAUGGACUGCAUGUAUAAAUGAGGUUUAUACAGUACAGUGGUUCCACAAUCUAUUUAUUGAACAUAUCCAUGACCUAGAGGGGAACAAAAGGAGAAAAACAAAGUAUCCAUUUGCGCACAACUUUGAGAAAAAACAAAUUUGCAUUACAUUCCUCUAACAUUGUGGUUUGUUGCCGUUGCCAAGAAUUGAAAACGUUUAAAAAAUUAAAAAAUAAAAUUGCAUGCUGCUUAAAUUGUGAAUUGAUGAUAAACUGUCCUCUUUCAGAAAAAAAAUUGAACCAAAACAUUCCGUUUACAUUUUAGACAGUAAGUAUCUUUAUUCCUGUUAGUAUUAUAUCUGUUUACUGCUUUAAAAUUCUUCUGGUAGCGUUGGAAUUAAAACAAUGUCAAGGUGCUGUUGUCAUAGUUUUAAUGUUGAUUUCUAAUUUUAAUUUUGAAAUUCCCACAUGGUUUUAAAAGAGGGGGAAACUCCCUGUCAUCACCGUAUAUGUUCUGGAUAAAACGAAUUUGGGGUUUUUUUUGUAUGUUGUGAAGGUGUUUGCAAUAUCAAAUCAGACUACUGAAAAAAAUAAAAUAAAAAAAGAGGCAACUGAAAAAAAA
Sceloporus undulatus (fence lizard) is the source of this 3333-nucleotide messenger RNA. RefSeq names its product brain derived neurotrophic factor (gene BDNF). The transcript is spliced from 3 exons. Gene Ontology annotation, biological process: cell surface receptor protein tyrosine kinase signaling pathway; positive regulation of collateral sprouting; nerve development. Gene Ontology annotation, molecular function: growth factor activity; nerve growth factor receptor binding. NCBI's taxonomy places the organism in Eukaryota, Metazoa, Chordata, Lepidosauria, Squamata, Phrynosomatidae. The record is from RefSeq and is a predicted model, not a curated record. The coding region runs from base 1897 to 2637 and encodes 246 amino acids.